CCGACCACACCUCGGUAGGCACUCCCAGAUAAAACUCCCCCCUCCGGGUAACCGUCACCGGCGACUGUCACUGGUGGAGGCGCAGGCGCGGCCUGGUCGCCUGGCCCUGGGCAUAGGGGCUGCAGCGGAGCCAUGCCCAGGUACACGGUGCACGUGCGCGGAGAAUGGCUGGCCGUGCCCUGCCGGGACGCGCAGCUCACCGUGGGCUGGCUGGGCCGGGAGGCCGUGCGGCGCUACAUCAAGAACAAGCCAGACAACGGUGGCUUCGCCUCGGUGGAUGACGUGCGCUUCCUCGUGCGCCGGUGCAAGGGCCUGGGCCUGCUGGACAACGAGGACCCGCUCGAGGUGGCCCUGGAAGACAAUGAGUUCGUAGAAGUGGUUAUAGAAGGGGAUGUCAUGUCUCCCGACUUCAUUCCAUCACAGCCAGAAGGAGUAUACCUAUACAGCAAAUACCGGGAACCCGAAAAGUACAUCGCCUUAGAUGGGGACAGUCUAACCACAGAGGAUCUGGUCAGCUUGGGAAAGGGACACUACAAGAUAAAGCUCACCCCAACUGCUGAAAAGAAGGUGCAAAAAUCCAGGGAAGUCAUAGAUAGCAUCGUGAAAGAAAAAACUGUGGUUUAUGGCAUUACUACAGGUUUUGGGAAAUUUGCCAGAACUGUAAUUCCUAUCAAUAAACUAGAGGAGCUCCAGGUCAACCUAGUACGUUCACAUUCUUCAGGUGUUGGGAAACCACUAAUCCCUGAGAGAUGUCGGAUGCUCUUGGCUUUAAGGAUCAAUGUCUUAGCCAAAGGCUACAGUGGCGUUUCCCUGGAGACCCUCAAACAAGUUAUUGAAGUGUUUAAUGCCUCCUGCCUGCCCUAUGUUCCAGAGAAAGGAACCGUUGGUGCCAGUGGAGAUCUUGCUCCACUCUCUCAUCUUGCUCUUGGGCUGAUUGGAGAAGGGAAGAUGUGGUCUCCAAAGAGUGGCUGGGCUGAUGCUAAAUACGUCCUGGAAGCCCAUGGAUUAAAACCAGUUGUUUUGAAACCAAAAGAGGGUCUGGCGCUCAUCAAUGGAACGCAGAUGAUCACCUCCCUGGGCUGUGAAGCUGUUGAGAGAGCCAGCGCUAUUGCACGGCAAGCUGACAUAGUGGCAGCCUUAACCCUUGAGGUGCUGAAGGGCACCACCAGAGCCUUCGACACUGACAUUCAUGCUGUUCGCCCUCAUCGUGGGCAAAUUGAAGUUGCUUUCCGGUUUCGGUCACUCUUGGACUCGGAUCACCACCCAUCUGAAAUAGCAGAGAGUCACAGGUUCUGUGAUCGUGUUCAGGACGCAUAUACCUUGCGCUGCUGUCCACAGGUCCAUGGUGUGGUGAAUGACACAAUAGCGUUUGUGAAGGACAUCAUUACCACAGAAAUAAACAGUGCCACAGACAAUCCUAUGGUAUUUGCCAGUAGGGGAGAGACUAUUUCUGGAGGAAACUUCCAUGGUGAAUACCCAGCCAAAGCCCUGGACUAUUUGGCCAUUGGAGUCCAUGAACUUGCCGCAAUUAGCGAAAGAAGAAUCGAAAGGCUCUGCAACCCCUCCCUCAGCGAGCUGCCUGCCUUCCUGGUAGCUGAAGGAGGCUUGAACUCUGGAUUCAUGAUCGCCCACUGCACAGCUGCAGCCCUCGUUUCUGAGAACAAGGCUCUGUGCCACCCCUCGUCUGUGGACUCCCUCUCCACCAGCGCUGCCACGGAGGACCACGUCUCCAUGGGAGGAUGGGCAGCAAGGAAGGCCCUCAGGGUCAUCGAGCACGUGGAGCAAGUGCUGGCCAUCGAGCUUCUUGCAGCCUGCCAGGGCAUAGAGUUCCUUCGUCCCCUGAGAACAACCACUCCACUGGAGAAAGUCUACGACCUGGUGCGCUCUGUUGUCAGGCCCUGGAUAAAAGAUCGCUUCAUAGCCCCAGACAUCGAGGCAACGCACAGGCUGCUCGUAGAGCAGAAGGUUUGGGAAGUAGCUGUACCAUACAUUGAAAAAUACAGGAUGGAGCAUAUUCCAGAAUCAAGACCUGUUUCUCCAACGGCCUUUUCACUGGAAUCUCUACACAAGAACUCCUUCAAAAUCCCAGAGUCUGAGGACCUUUAAUGGGCUUUGUCAUGGAUUAGCAGAUCAGAUGGUACUCAGUUUCACAGAAAGCAGUAAAAUGCUCAAGGGGAGACCUGAGAACUUUCCUAGGUAGAUCAAUCCAUUGUAUAAUUCGGUUCUUCUAAGACCUACUUUGGUUAGGCUGGUGACAGUAAAUCUAGCACUGUGUUCUCGUUGACCUGGUUCAAGAUGCAUCAGGUGUUUUCAGAUUAUAGAGUUUUCUUUCUUUCUUAAUGAUCAACAGGCCACUCUUAUGCGUGAGAAGAGCAACUAUAAUUGCAUGAGUCUGUCUUUUACUCUUAGCAUUAGAUUAACUCAAAUCUGAAAACAGAUUGGUAACAUUCUUUUCUAAAAAUGAGACUUUUGUGAUUUGGGGUUUUUUUUUUUUUUGCUUUGACAAGCUCUCCACUAGUUAACUUCAGCUGACUGUACUAUGCCAUGAUAGGACAAAUGUUCCUUAAUAUGCCUUCAUAAAUAACCCUGUUUUAAUCAUAAUUUGUCCUUAAGCUGCUCGCUCUUCUAUAAAUUGAAUCAUAGUAAAGAAUAGUCAAGAGGUCAACAAGAGGUUGUGUGUAAAGGAGUUAAGGAAUGAAUAUAAGAUUGCUAUUGGAGUGGCCCUUAUUGAGAUGUGCAUUUUAUGUUUGUCAAAUAUCACCACAUGUAUUGAACAAAAGGACUCAUGUGCUUAAGCUGGAGUUGGAGGUUGGUAUUAUCACCUCCUUACUAGGUGUUCGCACACUCUAUGCACAUUCUUAUAAUAGUCCUGUGUUGAGAAGCCCCCUGGUUUCCCAGAUAAGGCAUCUGAUGUUCAGAAGUUAACCAAUCCCCCCUCUGUAACAGUAAUCAUUAAAAUGAGGCCCUAUUGACAAAGGUCAGAUAGGGCCCUAGGAUGUGUUACCCAAUCUGUUUUUCCCCCGAAAAGAAGAUAAAGGACCUUCUGGGAAGGCUUAAGUGUAAUUGUCUGGAUGAAGGAUAGGUCAGAUGACCUCUUGGCCUCCCAAGGCUAAGAUCUGUGACUUUGUACCCAUCUGUGCAAACGUGUGCAAGGCACUCCAAGUGCAGGAGCCUGAAACCAUGACCUGCAGCUGGUCAAGGAAAGGACAGACACACUUGCCAGCUUGCCUACCUGAUUACAGCCUAAAAUGGGUCCAAUGGCAUAUUUCACAAUAGAGUUUUCACUCUUUAGAUUGUAACCUGUUCCCAGGAAAGGUGGAGACAGAAGUGACAACUGCAACCCACAGCAAUUCUGGGAACAAAAAAGGUGCUGGGGAACCUGUUUCCCAGAAGGGUGUUCUCAAAGCUGUUCUUUGCUAAAAUGUAAACACACAUGAAUGAAGUUUGUUCCUUCUUAUCCACAAGUAAACCCUGUGUUGUAGUGGCUGCUUUUCACUCCAGUGUUGGGGAUGCUGCAUUUCUGCAGGCCCCCAUGGUCCUCUGGGUCAUUGAGUUUUCUGUACAGCUCUCUUAGUAACUGAUAUUGCAUGCCUUCAAGAGAAUUUCAAGGUAAAUAUGGAAUAAACUAAGUCUCAA
Diceros bicornis minor is the source of this 3636-nucleotide messenger RNA. It is a transcript of the gene HAL, whose product is annotated as histidine ammonia-lyase. Gene Ontology annotation, cellular component: cytoplasm. The record is from RefSeq and is a predicted model, not a curated record. The transcript is spliced from 20 exons. Lineage: Eukaryota; Metazoa; Chordata; Mammalia; Perissodactyla; Rhinocerotidae. The coding region runs from base 133 to 2106 and encodes 657 amino acids. Gene Ontology annotation, molecular function: histidine ammonia-lyase activity. Gene Ontology annotation, biological process: L-histidine catabolic process.